AUGUAAGUGCUUUAACCAAUUAACGAUCAAUAAUAGCCCGUAAAAAUAAGUUCAGAUUAUCAAUUUAAAGAGGUUCCUUAAUCUAGAUGCAUAUAUCAUCCUUAGUACAUUCGUCAUUUUUGUAAAGAACCAUCUUGUUUGAUGCCAUUAUGUGAAGAUUGUAUUAAGGUACAUCCUCAUUAACAUUCUCGUUAUAGUAAUAAUCUAAUAAUAUAAACAUAUUAGUUGACUCAAUAGAGAGUACAUUAUCAUAGGUUUAUAAAGGUUAUGCAAGUAAGGCAAACGAGAUAGCUACUCAUUAAACAGGAGACAUAUUGUAAAUAAGAUAAGACUUACAUAAGUUAAUAGAUACAAUAGUUGAUGAUGUAUUGAAUAAGGCUGAUAAGAAUUAUUAAUAUGAUUAAAUUGUGUAAUGGAGAAAUUUAAUAAAGAAAUUAGAGAGAUUGAAAGAUCCAAAUAAUUGUUUAAAGGAAGCAAUAUUAUACUUUGCAGAUUAAGAUAAUUCAAACGNAAACAUUUUUACUUUUGCUCAUUAUUUAAUUAAUGAAUCAAUCUCUUAUAUAAAUUAAGCAAUAAAGAAGAAUUUAUUCAAAUCAUAAAAUAUACUCAAAACCAUUACCUUCAUGUGGAUUUAAACGAAAUACUACACUGAUAUAAGAUGGGUCAGUACUCAAAAAUGA
Messenger RNA from Paramecium sonneborni, 680 nucleotides. The record is from the annotation of a GenBank genome assembly. Lineage: Eukaryota; Ciliophora; Oligohymenophorea; Peniculida; Parameciidae.